UUCAGUCAAUACAGGAACGAGUUACUGUGCGCCCUUUUACUAAGUUGGCGCUAAAAUUAAACAGAGAAUAUGGUGAACUCAGGGACCAAAAGAUCUUCAAGGCACAUCACAUCAUCAAAAGAAAACAUUCCGCUGAAUCGGAAGAGAUUCAAUACCAGGGUUCGUCCAAAGAAGCAGUAUGAAGUGCCGGUCCAGGAGCUGGGAUGUGAUCUGUUAUCAGAAAGCGGGAGUUCAGAGGAAGAGAACCUGGAAAUCACGCCUUGUGUCUGCAGUGAAGCCAACGAAUCCCUUUUGUUAAAGGCGCCCAGAGUUUUACAGAACAGUCAGAGAGACAAUAUACUAGUAGAGUCGGUGUUACAAACCAUCAAACGCCCGUCUAAACGAGAUGUCAGUCAGCACGAUACAGCUAGUUACCCAGAAAUACCUCACAAUGACACAGAUUUCUUCAGCAGCCUGUCUGACGAGAUGAUCCUGCGCAUCUUUCACUGGUUACCCAAGUUCACGCUCGCUAAGUGUGCUCGAGUCUGUCGCCGCUGGAACUGUGUAGUAGGCGACCGGUCUCUUUGGAAGAGGAUAGAUCUGGCCAACAGAAGAGUUACCUCCUCCUGUUUAGGGCUGCUCCUUCAUCGCGGCGUUCAAGUCCUGCGCCUCACAAAGACAGAGGUCACGGAGGAUGGGUUUGAUGGAUACUGGAAGGGGGACAAAACAGGCUUCCAGUACUUGCAGUACCUUGAUCUUAGUCUGUCCUCAGCCAGCACAAGGAUAAUGGGACAUUUAUUUACUUCCUGUCAGAGUCUGAAGAAACUGAGUCUGGAGCUCUGUACUAUAGACGACAAUGUCGCCACUUUGUUUGGCCAGAACCCGAACCUGCAGGUGUUGAACCUGAGCAUGUGUGAGGGACUUAGUACCGCUGGAUUGGCAGCCAUCUUAGGAGGAUGUCGACGGUUGACCUCUCUGAACUUAGCCUGGACCGGUUUAAGGAGACAGAGUGUGGCCUACUUGUCAGUUUGUCUCCCUUCUUCUGUCCGUAAACUCAACCUCAGUGGAUGCCGGGAGAACAUCACUGAUGAAGAGGUGUUACAGCUGGUGCGUGCCUGCCCCGGUCUUAUGGAGCUUGAUCUCUCUGACUCCACGGUCAUUACUGAACAGUCCAUCUCCCAUAUCAUGUCUCACCUUGACAAGCUCCAGUACCUGGCCCUCAGCAGGUGUUACAGACUGCCCGUCACCAGCAUCAGGGAGUUGUCCUGUCACCCUAGUCUUGCUGAGGUCGAGGUCUUUGGAAUGUUUCGUGAUGGAACAAUGGAACAGCUGAAACACGAGAUGAGGAAUGUGGAAUUGAACCGCUAUCCAUUCUCCAGCGUGGCACGACCGACCACUGGGAUCAGAAUGACCUCACUAUGGGGACUAAGGGUCAGGGACAAUGCUGUGUAAUGAUGACCAUGGACAGGGACAGUGCUAUGUUAAGAUUUACAGAAAUAUGAUGGGGGAUAAAAGAUGCCACACACAGUGGGCAGCAGUGACAGAUGUUAUACAUAUCCAUCUCAGGAAUUCACACAAACUCAAAAAUAAGUAAUUUAUUUAUAGGGUUAGAUGUGCGUUUUUUAUGGUAGGGUCUGCUAUAUAUAAAAAUUUACAUGUACCUAUAGGCAUUUGUUUAAGAAACAAAGUUAAAAAGUUCAGCGGGAUAAGAACUUGGUUGGUCAUGUGAUUAAAUCCUGUGAAGACCGACGGGCUUCUCGGAAGAUUUGAUCAUGUAUCAACCAAAUUCAUAUCCCGUUGAACUCUUAACAUUGCUGUUCAUUAAUUAUAUUUACAUUUGGAAAAGGCAAAUUGUUUGGAAUUUUUAAAAUUACCAAGAUUUUAUGUUUGAAAUAAUCCAAGCAACUAACGAUGAAUGUGUGCAAUGAUCAUUGGGACGUCAUGAAAAAGCUCACAAAGAAUUGAACGUAUUACUAUUCUAUAGGGUCAUAUAGGGAAACAUUUACAAAUGUAAAUAUUUUAGUAAUUAUUAAAUAUCCAUUUCCAAAUCUAUCAGCCACAGAAAGGCUAAUGCUUUUGAGGUUAACCUCAAUAUGAAUCAACUAAAAACUUGAUAUACAAAAUGACUCAAUUGAAAUAUAUGUGACUAUAACAUUUUUUUGCUUUGUUUGUUGAUAAUUGUAGUAUAUCUUAAAGCCAAUAUAAAUACCUUUUUAAAGAAUCUAUUAAUAUUUAAAUAUUUUUAUCCCUCUUGGUUUUUAGACACUUCCAUAUUUUAGCUAGGGAAGAAUUCUACUGUCUAUAGGGUUGUUUUGUCUUUAUUAACUUCAGAUGUCCUAAUUAACAUUCAAGGUGUGUUUGGGUCAUUUAGAAAGCAUAAUUAUUAUGUUAGUAGAUAUUAUGUGUUAGAAUGUGUUGUGUCUGACUUUAUAUGUGUGCUAUUUGUAUAUCAGAUGUUCUUUUACUCAUAUUUAUCAUGGUUUUAAAAGUUUGUGGAUUGUAAGAAAGAAAAAGUGUGUUCAACAGAAGAUGUAAGUUUCAAUGAAACUGAGUUGCCAUAGUAAAUGUUAAUCAGUAGUGCGUCAUUUUGUUAGCAGUGUGCUUGGUUAGAAAUGUUUGUUUGUUAAAUGACACGUUAGUGCUUGUUGUGUUACAAGUGAACUGUAUGGGGACAACUGGGCAUUGCCUGGUCAUUUGCUUGUUACUUGUUCAGAUCUAUUUUAUCAUUAAACAGAGAAAUCUUUA
Messenger RNA from Magallana angulata, 2724 nucleotides. Its product is annotated as S-phase kinase-associated protein 2-like. Lineage: Eukaryota; Metazoa; Mollusca; Bivalvia; Ostreida; Ostreidae. Gene Ontology annotation, cellular component: SCF ubiquitin ligase complex. Gene Ontology annotation, molecular function: protein binding. The transcript is spliced from 11 exons. The record is from RefSeq and is a predicted model, not a curated record. Gene Ontology annotation, biological process: SCF-dependent proteasomal ubiquitin-dependent protein catabolic process. Bases 70 to 1431 code for a protein of 453 amino acids.